Molecule: messenger RNA, 432 nt
Organism: Rotaria socialis
Lineage: Eukaryota; Metazoa; Rotifera; Eurotatoria; Philodinida; Philodinidae
Source: the annotation of a GenBank genome assembly
AUGCUCUCUUACAAAUCUACCAAUAAUUGCCCACCAGCAACAAACGACAAUAGUAACAUAUGUUGUACAAUAGUUCCUUCUUGUAAUAAAGUUAAUAAGGAAAAAACAAACAAUCGUUUUGGUCAACGGGCAGGCCACUAUCGUUCGUCUAAUUGUUACCGUCCACUUCAACAACUCUAUAAAACAGUAUAUUCACCUAUGUGUGAGAAUCGUUCGUCACGUAUGAAUUUCGCUUGUAUUUGUCGUCCAGCGGAAAGAUAUCAAACAGCAAAUAUGUCCUACGGUAGUUUUCAUUAUAAUAAUUGGGCAUAUAUGCAAAAAACUCGCCCGAUUAAUUACGAUCGAGAACUCUUCAUACAAUGUUAUGAAAACACAAAUAAACAACAAAAACUAAAGGGUCAAUCCAAAUGUAACAAUGGCUUCAAUGAGUAA